UUCACGUAUUUAUUUCUUUAUUUCCACAUUUAUUUAUUUAUACAUUUCUUUGUCCGUAGGGUAAUGAGGAGGGCGUGUUUUACGUCAGGAAAAGCAAUCGAGCCAGAUACAGUAUGCUGCAGUGAAAAUCUAACCAAACGCAGAUUGAAUUCGUUAGAGACUUAACCUUGCAGUUUAAUCGCUGGUAGCUUGGUGUUAGGACAGCUUCCCAGGCGGCUGUUCUGGCUGACGAGUGGGAACUCAUACACAAGUCUUGCACAGAAAGGUUCAGAAUUGAAUGCCCUUCUCCUUCACGCGUGAACUCAAAACCAAGUAAAGUGUCCCAUUAGGAGUCCGCCAAAUAUGUUCGACUACACUUGUAAUUACUUCUUGGAGAAAGGGCAUUGGAAAUCGAGCUGUCCAGUGCUUAGAUCAAAGAGUGCAAGGGCACAAUUUCCUAAACCCGCUUUCUGUGAAGCCCGCGGCCCUGGCUGCUCCCAUGCCUGUGUCCGCCCAGUUUCGGAAAUUGCAAGAAGUUCUUGCAAAAACAGCGGUAAAAACCCACUAGACCCAAAAAACGCAUUAACUCUUUUUUAGUGGCAGGAACGGGAUACUCGUCUAUUGCCUUGACCUUCGCUCGCACCGGACACACUUGUCCUAGUCCCGCCACUUUACCCAGGUGUGUAAUGGUCGCCCCCGCAAAUUUGCAUUUAGACAGAUUGACAGUGAGAUUAGUCUGGGCGAGGCGAACGAGAAGGAGGUGUAAACAUUUGAGAUGCUCUUGCCAAGUUUUACUUACUGUGAUUGUAUCAUCCAGGUAAACAGUAACGCCCACUAGUCCAGCGACUAUUUUAUUCAUUAAUCUUUGAAACGUAGCGGGCGAGUUUCGAAGGCCGAAGCUCAUUACCCGGUUUGUGGUCCAACCAUACCUAAGAACUGUGAUGUAACCACUUACAACGGCAUGUGCUUUAAAAUCAGUUCAGAAAAUGUUGUAAGCAAAUCUAUGCCAAGGACUCUGAGAGAAUGUCCAACAUCCCAGAUUGAUAUUGCUUUUUUAAUGGAUGGAUCUGGAAGUGUAAAUAAUGUGGAUUUUAAUAAGAUGAAGGCUUUUGUUAUAGAAAUGAUCAAAAGUUUUGUAGACCAUGAUACACAGUUUGCCAUUGCACAGUUUUCUACAGAUUGUGAAAUUCAUCACAAGUUUCAACAAGUCAAAAACGCCAAGGUGUGGGAAGAUGCAGUAACUCGGAUAAGUCAACUGAAAGGAUGGACUAAAACCGCAACAGCUAUAAAAAAACUUGUGAAGGAGCUAUUCAAUAGUAAAGGAGGUGCAAGACCAUCAGCCAGCAAAAUUCUGGUUGUUAUCACAGAUGGUAAAUCAACUGAUAGUUUCUUGACUGAAGCUGUUCAACAAGCACAAGACAAAAAUAUAACACGAUAUGCUAUUGGGGUUGGCAAUGCUUUUGAUAAUGACAAAGCAACAAUGGAGCUGGCGAUUAUUGCAUCUUUACCUACCAAUAAGCAUGUGUUCAAAGUAACUGACUUUGAUGCGCUGGAAAGUAUUCGUGAGCAACUCAAAGAGAACAUUAUUGCCAUUGAAGGAACCCAGACCACUGGUGAUUCAUCUCGGAUGGAGUUUGCACAGGACGGGUUUAGUGCAGCAUUAUCAUCAAAUACAGAUAUAAUAAUGACUGCAGUGGGAGCUUUCCAGUGGAAGGGUGGAUAUCAGCUGUACACACAAAAUGAUCAGUUAAAUGUCUUUCAAGCUGGAAGUGAGCAUGACAGUUAUUUAGGUUAUUCUUUGGCAAUUACGACAAUGUUCGGAACAAAGUAUGCAGUCAUGGGAGCACCAAGACACAAGCAUAAGGGACAAGUGAUUGUUUCAAGAAUGGCUAAUAAUCGAAGCAAUUUAAAGCAACUGGAUUCACCUAAGCCUCAGAUUGGCUCAUAUUUUGGAGCUGAGGUUUGUGUGGUGGAUUUGGACCGUGACUCCAGAACAGACCUCCUGUUGGUAUCGGCACCAAUGUACAUGGAGCCUGACCGGGAGGGAAAAGUGUUUGUUUACACCUUCAGUCAUUGGUCGUACAUCAUUUUUUCGGGUAUGGUGCUGGUGGGAAUGGAAGGUCAGAGGGGUCGGUUCGGCUCUUCUUUGGCCAGUCCAGCAGAUCUGAAUGGUGAUGGUUACAAGGAUGUGCUUAUUGGAGCUCCUUUAGAGGAGGACGGACAGGGCAGCAUCUACAUUUUCAAUGGAGGAGCAGAUCAAAUAAAUCCCACAUAUUCACAGAGGAUUGCUGGGUCAUCUGUGCGACCAGGUUUGCGGUUCUUUGGGAUUUCGCUGAGUCAGUUCUCUCUAGACCAGAGCAGAGACAGCCUUCCUGAUAUUGCAGUUGGGACCAUGGGAGCAGUUCUGCUUCUCAGGUCCAGACCCAUCAUGCAUUUGGAAACCAAAGUAACUUACAACCCAUCCAAAAUACCAACCGGUGAAACAGAGCAGUCACUGAAAAACACCAUGAGAGUAUGCUUCACCAUGAGUCCGUACAGACACAGCAUAAGAGGCUUAACAGCAAAUAUUAAUUACACCAUAAUUCUGGAUGCCAAGCGACAGAAAUAUCGAGCAUAUUUCUCGCCCAAAAACCGCUUCUACAAUUACAUGAUGAACAUUAGGUUUAAUGAAGAAACUUGCAAAAGUCAUCCUUUCCUUAUAGACGCUUUUUCAGAAGAUGCUCUGAACCCUUUGUCCAAUCAAUUAACAUUCACUUUUGAGGGUCUGCCAUCUGCCACAUUGCAAAACAUAAGGCCAAUACUGCUGCCGGGGAUAAAGACCACCACAGACCACAAUCUGGACUUUGAGAUAAAUUGUGGACGUGAUGACAUUUGUGUGGAUGACCUCAGGAUGGAUUUCAAUUUCUCUGGAUCUACAAAUAUAGAGGUCGGCAUCAUGCAGGAGAUCAAUGUGACAGUGUUUGUAGAAAACAGAGGAGAAAACUCAUACAACACACUCUUCACCCUCAGCUACCCCUUUGGACUUUCUUACAGGAGAAUCAUAUCUAAACAGGGCAGAGUGGAGUGUUUAUCUCUUGACAGUGAGCAAAAAGAUUCAUUUGGAGAGACCACCUGCCACAUCAGCAAACCCAUCCUUAAAGGAAACUCUCAGGCUGUGUUUCAUAUUACAUACAGCAUCAGUAAAGAAAGCACCUUCGAUCAAAAGGUCCCAUUUACUGCUAGAAUCAACAGUGGAAAUGACCAACACUCUCAAACCAGUGAAUUACUCAGAGAGAAAAGCAUUGGUAUCAAAUAUGCCAUCAGUAUUGCCUUAAUAAGACAUGAAGAUUCAACCCUCCACAUUAAUUUUACUGCACAGAAAUUUGAUACUGAUAAACCAGUCAAACAGAUACUAAAGGUUGAAAAUGACUUUAGAGAACUAAGUUUCAAAGUUUUCAUCAAAGUACCAGUGAUGUUGGGAGAUAAAUCUAUCUGGACUGAUAAAAACAUACAGAUUCCUGGCUGUGUGAAACAGAGGGAUGAGCGGCCUGUCAUAACUGAUUUUGUCGAAGUAAUUAAAAAGGACCGUGUGGUGAACUGCUCUGUGGCGGCCUGUGCCGAGUUCAGCUGUAAUGUCACUCUAAUGAAGAAUGAAAGGAAAUUUUAUAAUAUGACUGGCAAUGUGAGCUCUGGAUGGAUUGAGCAGACUGGACUCAGAGCUGCUGUUUUUCAGCUGGUCAGUUCAGUAUCUCUGGAUUAUGACAAGAGCAAAUAUGUUUUCUUUUCCUCUGAUUCUCAACAAACUGCAUCAUCCGUUCUGAUUGAUACUCAAGUGGAGGUGUAUGAGGAGGUGAAUCUGACUAAAGAGAUCGCUGGAGGUGUAAUAGGAGGACUGCUACUACUGGCUCUCAUCACAGUGGCCCUCUAUAAAGCUGGUUUCUUCAAAAGCCAGUACAAGCAGCUGCUAGAGAAUGCAGAACAAAAUCUAGCCACAGAAUAGGAUAACAAAAGUAACCAACCCCUUUAUAUCAACCGCAAUAGUGGUGUAUUAAAAAUUAAAAUGUGGCUUUACAUGCAAGUGAAACUACUUUCCAGGACUAACUUUAUUAAUGAGGUUUAUUAUAUGCAUAGAAAUAUUAGUGAUAUAUUGCUUGUAUGAUAAUCAUAAGCUCUCCGUGAACAAACUCUCUAAUAUCUUUAUUAAAUAAAAGGGCCUGCUGCACGUUUAAAAGUACUGAUGCUUUAAACGGAGGAGAAACAAUCUCAUCAUGCUUGUCAUGUGACACACAGCAGCCAUGAUAGCACUGGUGUAAGCUUAUGUUUUAUUUAAUUUGAUAGAUUCCCAAACGUGUUAACUAUAUCCUGAAAUAUGUCGAUUUUCAAAUAAGUUAAAAUAAGUAAGUAAAUGUAUUUUGCACCUUUGUAGAUCGUAUUAGUUGAUCUAUAACUAUGCAUUAGACCCGUCUUUUUACUUACUUUAAGUACCAGAUAUGGGAGUCAUGCCAUAAAAUAUUUUUAAUACAACCGACUUUGUAUUCAACGUGAAUGUAAUAAAAACAUUGUGGCCCGGUUUCACAGAAAGGGCUUAGCUUAAGCCAGGACUAGGCCUUAGUUAAAUUAAGAUUUAAGAUAUUUAAACAGCUUUUAUAAAAAUGCCUUGGAAGAAAACGUUGGAACAAUGGAAGAUAUUUUCAGUUGAGACCGCUCAAACAGGGACUAGCCUUAAGCCAUGUCUGUGAAACUGGGGAUGUAAGUUACUAAUUAUAACACUUUCAUUGUACAGAAAGAGAGCAAAGAACAUUUACAUUAUCAAUGAACAUUUUCACUGUCAGUCUAGCCAGAGUUAAAACACUCUCAAAGUCCCACAUUAUAAUCACUUAAGCUGUUUACAUUGUGAAAUGAAUAUAUUACUUACAUCGUAACUUUGUUGUUUUUGGUGAGAGAAUUCACCAGAGAGCAGAAUUCAGUCAGCGAGCGCAAGCAUUGAACAAAACACUGCCGUUUCAGUGAUGACUGAUCUGAAUGUCUCUGAUUGGCCAUUGCAUUCAUAAGCUCAACAUAAUUGUGUGUGAUUGGUUAUAAUGUGCAGAGUUGUAAAAAUGCAUCUGUCUGUGUCUUUGACUCAGCUAAAGCCAAAGUGCAAACACAGAUUUGAAUUUAGCAGCUGGCGAUGUGCCACACUGAACAUUCUAAUCACACUGGUGUCAUCAUAUCAAAUCUAAAAAAAAUAUUAUUUGGCGAAUUGUUUGUAUUUUGAAAGCUGCAAUUAAAAUCUACUUGGCUCAAAAAUCUGAGGGGGCACGUAACACCUCUGACUACAACAGGGAAUUUUUACAUUUGUUCAAUUUUACAUUGUGUAAUUUCAGUGCACUUGGCAAACAAAACAGCAAAAAUAAUGAGUAGUUUAUGACCAAUGAGUUUGUGCUUCACUGGUUUGGAUGGAGAAAGAAAAAAAAAUCAUGUAUAAAGGCUCCAGUUCCAUUAUUGUGGAAUAAUAUGCAUGCUUAUUUUUGCCACAGAAUAAAACAAAGUCUAUUAUAAGCGUUAC
Onychostoma macrolepis is the source of this 5506-nucleotide messenger RNA. Its product is annotated as integrin alpha-X-like. Gene Ontology annotation, biological process: cell-cell adhesion; cell adhesion mediated by integrin; cell-matrix adhesion. The transcript has 28 exons. Gene Ontology annotation, molecular function: integrin binding. The record is from RefSeq and is a predicted model, not a curated record. NCBI's taxonomy places the organism in Eukaryota, Metazoa, Chordata, Actinopteri, Cypriniformes, Cyprinidae. Gene Ontology annotation, cellular component: external side of plasma membrane; integrin complex. Bases 941 to 3958 code for a protein of 1005 amino acids.